Molecule: messenger RNA, 828 nt
Organism: Alnus glutinosa
Lineage: Eukaryota; Viridiplantae; Streptophyta; Magnoliopsida; Fagales; Betulaceae
Product: protein PLASTID REDOX INSENSITIVE 2, chloroplastic
Exons: 3
Coding region: 49-609 (186 amino acids)
Biological process (GO): regulation of gene expression
Source: RefSeq, a predicted model, not a curated record
GGUUUAAGCGACAGAGUGGAAGAGGAGUUGGAUAAGGGAGAAAAAGAGAUGGCUUUGAGAACAGGCAUAGCUCCUUCAACGACAACAUGUCACUCACCCUCACCUUUCUUUCCUUCUUCUUCUUCUUAUGUUGUUAGUUUGGGCUCAGCACCAUUUUCGUACAAUCGUCCGAGUGAUAUUAGAUUCAAAUGCUCUUAUUCGUUUCCUUCAUUAAGCAAAAAAGCACAAAGCAUACCACUUUCACUCUCCUCCUUCACCAAGCAGAUUUGCAGAGCAGCCGAAUACAAAUUUCCCGACCCAAUUCCCGAAUUCGCUGAUGCCGAGACGUUAAAAUUUAGGACCCAUCUCCACGAGAAGCUUGUUAAGAAAGAUAUAUGUGGAGAUUCAGUUGAAGAAGUCGUGGAAAUCUGCGCUGGGAUAUUCAGCGAGUUCUUACACACCCAUUACGGUGGUCCUGGAACUCUCUUGGUCUUACCAUUCAUUGACAUGGCUGAUACUUUAAAUGAACGGGAAUUGCCUGGAGGAUCUGAGGCUGCUCAUGCAGCAGUGAAAUGGGCCCAAAAUCAUGUUGACAAGGAUUGGAAAGAGUGGACUGGUGAUAGCUAUUAAGCUAAAUGCCUGAAAUCGCCGCAAGUUUUUGUUUAUGUUGUCAGUAUUGUCGAUGUGGGUGUUGUAAGAGCUCUCCCAAUUUUGAUAUGCAUAAUGAUGUUAAUGUCUAGAAAUGGGAAAAUGACGAGUGAAAUUUGAGCAGGUUUUGCUCUAAUGGAUUUUCAAAUCAACAGAAGCUGUUCAAUCUCAGUGGAAAUGAUUUUAUGUAUGAUCUCAUCA